Carya illinoinensis is the source of this 450-nucleotide messenger RNA. RefSeq lists its product as uncharacterized. The record is from RefSeq and is a predicted model, not a curated record. Bases 1 to 450 code for a protein of 149 amino acids. The transcript has a single exon. Lineage: Eukaryota; Viridiplantae; Streptophyta; Magnoliopsida; Fagales; Juglandaceae.
AUGUUUGUCAAAGCUGUUGUUUCAAUUUUUUCUGAAGAGUACUUAAGAAAAUCCAACAAUGAUGACAUUGUUAGAUUACUCGCAGUUGGUGAGAAAUGUGGCUUUCCAGGUAUGUUAGGGAGCAUCGACUGUAUGCAUUGGAAGUGGAAGAACUGCCCAACUGCUAGGCAUGGUAUGUAUUCUGGUCAUAUCCAUGAACCAACAAUUAUUUUAGAAGCAGUGGCUUCUUACGAUCUAUGGAUUUGGCAUGCUUUUUUUGGGUUACCAAGGUCUCAUAAUGAUAUAAAUGUGCUUGAUAGAUCAUUUAUAUUUUCUGACCUUACUCAAGGGCGUACUCCGACUGUUAAUUACACUAUUAAUGGUCAUAACUAUGCAAUGGGGUACUAUCUUGCUGAUGACAUUUAUCCGCAAUGGGCAACAUUUGUUAAAACUAUCUCAGCUCCACAAUGA